UUUUUUUUUUUGGCAGGUGAAGCGUUGUGCUGUCAUUACUCUCUCUUCUCAAUCUCCAUUACUUUCUAUCUUUCUCUCUUUCUCAAUCUCUCAUAGCUUCUCAGGUAUUUGGAGAGAGAAACUCGGAUUGGAAAGCAAAACUAGAUCCGCUGCUGCUUCUGUGUUUAUCUACUUCAAUGGCGUCCAAGCUCUUGCUUAUCAUCGUCUUCAUUUUCGAUCUCAUUGCCUUUGGUUUGGCGGUUGCUGCUGAGCAGAGAAGAAGCACGGGAACAACAAAAGAAGACAGUGAGAAGUACUACACCUAUUGUGUUUAUGACUCUGAUAUUGCCACUGGGUAUGGUGCCGGUGCUUUUUUGUUCCUAAUGGCCAGUCAAAUACUUAUAAUGGUUGCCAGUAGAUGCUUUUGUUGUGGGAACCCACUGAAACCCGGAGGCUCAAGGGCUUGUGCAGUGCUUCUCUUCAUAAUGUGCUGGGUAACAUUUUUAAUAGCCGAGAUUUGCUUGCUGGCUGGCUCGGUGAGGAAUGCUUACCACACAAAGUACAGAUCAAGGUUUUUCGAUAACCCGCCAUCUUGUGAGACGGUGAGGAAAGGAGUUUUUGCAGCAGGGGCAGCCUUUGUUUUGUUUACAGGGAUAAUAUCCGAGUUCUAUUACGUCAGUUAUUCCAAGGCUCGUGGAGGUUUUGGGCCCCAUGGAGGGGAAAUUGGAGUUGGCAUGGCAGCAUACAAGUAGUGAGAGUCUUGAAUAAAAUUUCCAUGUACUUUAAGUUUGAUAAUGUAAUUGAUGAUGAUUUUGCAUUUUUUGUUUUGUAAACUUGUCUUUGGGAUGUAGGGUUUUUGGUGAGCAAUAUAUAUAAAUCUCUUUUAUCAUUUUGAUUUGGGUUGUCUUCAUGCAAAUAUUCUGUAGUUUGUGCAUAUGGAUUAUACGGUGUUCCAUGGAUAGGUCAUAUGUAUGUAUGUGUGCCUUUUGAUAUGAUAUAGUUGAAAAAUGAAUGGACAAGAGAUUGUGAUU
This is a messenger RNA of Striga asiatica, 1010 nucleotides long. NCBI's taxonomy places the organism in Eukaryota, Viridiplantae, Streptophyta, Magnoliopsida, Lamiales, Orobanchaceae. The record is from the annotation of a GenBank genome assembly.